This is a messenger RNA of Symbiodinium natans, 3558 nucleotides long. NCBI's taxonomy places the organism in Eukaryota, Dinophyceae, Suessiales, Symbiodiniaceae. The record is from the annotation of a GenBank genome assembly.
AUGGCACCGCAGCCGGCAACUUCAGAACUGCGCUUCAGAGGUUCCGUCAAUCGUGGUUCGAGGUCAGAGCGUGCAUCGCUGCUCCUAGCAGAGUCUGAGCCGGCGCAUUGGUUCUCACCGGGUGGACUCCGCGAUCCUGCAGGGCAGGUGCACGGAAUCAGUGUUGAUGACCUCCAUGAGGCUGCUCUCCGAGGAGACAUUCAACUCGUGCACAAGUUCGUUGAAGCAGAAGCUCCCGUCAAUGCUCCCCUGCGGGUUGCCGGAGGCGAUGAGUACCUAACUCUGCUUCAUGUGAUCUCAGCGAGGCCAACUCUGCCGAAUGGGCCAGGAAUCGCCUAUGAGCUUAUCUAUGGGAAGGCCAACCCCAAUGCUCGCAGCACGUUGGGUUCCACGCCGCUGAUGUUCGCUUGCUUCCACAAGAACGUGGCGCUUGCAGAGGUUUUGUUGGAAACGGGUGCAGAUCCAGAUGCUGUGGAUGAUCAUGGCAAGACGGCCCUUCGCUAUGCCGUUUCCCUGCAGAAGGGUGAGCCAGAUGAGGAAGAGAGGAGUGCCCAGCUCAUUGAAGUAUUGGAGGAGCAUGGAGGUGAUCUCGACAAAGGUGGAACACUCCCGCCGAUUGCAGAGGCGGUGCUUCAAGAUAACGGCACAGCAGUCACUCAGCUUUUAGAGCUGGGAGCUGCGUCAGAUGGUCUUGUCCACGCUGUUCCAGAUAAGCCGCUGAAAGUGAUCAAGGAGCUCAUCCGUGGGGGAGCAAACCCAUUCGCACAGAACCCGGACGGUCAGACUUGCAUGGAGUUGGCAGAAGACCGGGGUGACAAGGCUGUGAUUGAUUGCCUGCAACACUACAUUGCCGAAUUGGAGAGGUGUCGAAGCCGCCACCUGAAGUCGAAGCUGUUUAGCUACGACAGUCAGUGGCCAUCUGCAAGAGCCAGGGAGCACUCUCAGUGGCUGGCCUCGGGGCACUCCAAGCAGAGCGUUGAGGCGCUUGAGGAAGAUAUUGUCCUCUCCUUGGACUUGCCCUCCCCGGAGCAGAAGCGCGCGGCGCUCCUCCGCUUCCAGGUCAAACUGCUGUUGGGCAACCCCGUGUUUCAGGCCGUGUUGACCACAAACCUAGUCCUCGCCCUCUUCCUGCCAGACUUCUGGGUCAUCCUCGCGAUGCAGGGUCGCACGGCCUUGGACGUUGCCCUCGUCAUGAUUUUCUUGACUUUUGUCAUUGAAUUCAUUGCGCAUGUCAUCUCAUUCCCGUACUCAUACCCCGGCUCGUACACUUUCUGGACAGACGUAAUUAGCAUGUUGUCUGUUCCGCUGGACUUCUCCGUGGUGGCAGAUAACUUCGUUGGCCUUUUCGAGGGCUCAGGGCUCGCCCGCAUCACGAAGUUUGCAAAGUUGAGCGCACGUGCUGUGCGCCUUUCAAGGCUUGCAAAAUUGCUCCGCUUCCUCCCGGGCUCGCGCACACAGCGCGAGUUGGAGAGGAGCCGUCAAGGUCCAGCCAAAGAGAUAUCGCUGGAAUUGAUGGCUGAUCUGUCAAUCAAGGUGGCCAUGCUAAUUAUCGCCUUGGUGCUGAUUCUGCCCUUGAUCGACUUUUUCAAGUAUCCUCCGGACGACAACUCCAUGGCUACUUGGACUAGCCAACUCUACUGGACGUCAAAGACACAUCCAGAAGACGCGAUGGCGGUCAUCGAGGACAUGAAACAAUUCUACAGCGCUUUGGAGUAUUAUCCCUUCCAAGUGAUGUACUUUAUCAAUGGCACGCAAAUUUCCUAUGUGCUCGAAAGCGCAACUGCCCCUAUGAGAGAGGACGAUAUUGUGACCCUGGAGAAGGAGGAUGCCUCAAUCAAGUUCAAUUUCAGGACACCCAUCCUAGCCGAAGCUGUGCUUAACGUUGUGCUGAUGUUCGUCGUGAUACUGGUGAUUUUUGUUGCAUCUGGGGGCGUUGCUUCGGCAGUGACCUACACUGUGCUGUCCCCGGUGGAAGAUCUUCUGGAAAUUGUGCAUUCUACUGCUGUGAAGAUAUUUGAUUCGGUGGAGCAGAUGGCCAUUUACUUUGUAAAGGAUUACUCAAAUCAGCAGAACGUGGAGAUCGAAGCAGAGGAUGUGAGUAAGAAUCGCUUCUCUCACGAAGUGCGCUUGCUGGCGAAGGUUCUGAAGAAGCUGGACCUGUUGACUCUCAUUGCCAAUGCGAAGAGACCAGUGGACGAGUUUGAGCAGUUGGGGGAUGGGCCAUGUGCUUUCUUGCCAGACUAUGCGACGUACGCAGCUGCCAGGCACCAGCGUACACUGCCUCGCUCCGAAGCUGAAGCCGAACGCGAAGAAGACGAGCUUCCCAUGCUCAUGGAGAGCAUUGGACUAGAACUUGGUCCAGCCGAGAUCUCGCGGCGUGACUUUUUUUCGUGGGAGUUGAACAUCGCAGAGCUGAAUGCCCGGCAGCGAACUGCGCUUGCACGCUGUCUAGUCACAAUGUUCGACACAUCUCCGGGGUUCGAAGACAGGCAGGUGGUCAGUCUGACCAGAUACACCUGCCACUGUGACUUCAUCAAGGCAUUAGAGCAUCAGUUCGAAGAUGAAGAGGUUGUUCCCUUUCACAACUGGAUUCACGCAGUCGAUGUCGCCUUCUCGUUGCAUGUGGUUUUUCAUGUCGCUUCUGCAUCCAACUUUCUUGCCCUGCAUGAGCGACAUGCUCUCAUGCUUGCAGCUCUCGCUCAUGAUGUUGGACAUUUUGGCGUCAACAAUGGUUUUCUGCGUGACUCCAGCCAUGAACUAGCUCUGCUCUACAACGACCAGUCCUGCUUGCAGAAUAUGUCGUGUGCGAAGCUCUUCCGCCUGGCAAGCGAGCCUGACACGCCGCUUUUCAGCAACUUUGACGAGCCCACUCGGCGAGACGUUCGCCAGGUUAUCGUUAGUGCAAUUCUACACUCUGAUCCGGCGUGCCACAUGUCUCUCAUGGCGCACAUGUUGCGGCACUAUGGGAUUCGCCAAGACCUCUUCGAAUACAUCCACCAGUUGCUCAGGGAAGACAAGGAGGAGAAUGCAGAGGUAUUGGCCAAAGCAAAGACAGAAGUGGAGGAGUACUUUUGGAAUGCAGAUGUGAAGUAUACGCUUCGGAACUUUUUGCUGAACUUUGUGGACAAUUCACAUUCCCUGAAGCCCUGGGAGAUAUGUUCGACUUGGGCGGCACGUCUUUUCGAGGAGUUUUUCAAGCAGGGUGACACGGAGCGGAGCUGCAAGAUGCCGAUGCAGCCUCUGAACGAUCGGGUGCGGGUCAACGUGCCUUUUGCGCAGGUUACGUACAUCAAGCAUCUGGUCGCACCGCAAGCAAUUCUGCUUGUCAAGAUGCUCCCAGCCAUGCGCGAGUGCACCGUCUCCUUGUGGAGCAACCUUCAAAGGUGGGCUUCAAAGUGGGAACGGAGCGGCCCAGACCAUGACGAGAUGCAAAGGGUCCGUAAAGAAAUCCGAGAGCUGCAUGAGGAGGCUGACGAGGAGGAGGUGGAGGUGGUGCCUGUCAAGACGGAGAUCAGUGAAGCCGCAUCUGAUCAACGAAGAGGGGGUAUCAGCGAAUGA